This is a messenger RNA of Gastrolobium bilobum, 1266 nucleotides long. Its product is annotated as mannan endo-1,4-beta-mannosidase 4-like. The transcript is spliced from 5 exons. The record is from RefSeq and is a predicted model, not a curated record. NCBI's taxonomy places the organism in Eukaryota, Viridiplantae, Streptophyta, Magnoliopsida, Fabales, Fabaceae. Gene Ontology annotation, molecular function: hydrolase activity, hydrolyzing O-glycosyl compounds. The coding region runs from base 1 to 1266 and encodes 421 amino acids.
AUGGGGUUCCAAAAUUUGGUUUUGAUGGCUUUCAUAGUGGCUUUGUUUGUUGCUCAACAUGGGAAUUGCAGGGUUGGACAUCACCAUCAUCAUCAUCAUCGUCACCACCACCACUCAGCAGGGAAAAGAGUUCACGAUGGUGGUAAUGGCUUCGUUCAGCGAAGUGGCACCCGUUUUAUUCUGAAUGGGAAGCCACACUACUUGAAUGGUUUUAAUGCAUAUUGGUUAAUGUAUAUGGCAUCCGAUCCAUCUACAAUGCCAAAGAUCACUUCUACUUUCCAACAAGCUUCCCAGCAUGGUUUAAACGUAGCAAGAACAUGGGCAUUCAGCGACGGAGGUUAUAGAGCCCUUCAGAUUUCUCCUGGUUCUUAUGACGAGAAUGUCUUUAGGGGACUAGAUUUUGUGAUAUCAGAAGCAGGAAAAUAUGGAGUGCGACUGAUACUGAGCUUGGUGAAUAACUGGAAUGAUUAUGGAGGCAAAAAUAGAUAUGUUCAAUGGGCAAGAGAACACGGCCAGAAUGUGAACAAUGAUGAUGACUUCUUUACACACCCCGUUGUUAAGCAAUAUUACAAAGACCAUAUUAAGGCUAUACUAACAAGAAAUAACACCAUAACCGGGCUGGCAUAUAAGGACGACCAAGCCAUUUUCGCAUGGGAGCUUAUGAAUGAACCUCGUUCCCAAAGUGACUACUCAGGAAAAUCAAUUCAGGAUUGGGUGGGUGAGAUGGCGGCCUAUGUCAAAUCCAUCGAUAGCAAUCAUUUGCUGGAAGUAGGGCUUGAAGGGUUUUACGGUGAAUCAAUGCCAGAAAAGAAGCAGUUUAAUCCUGGAUACCAAGUUGGAACGGAUUUCAUUUCCAACAACCAAGUUCCUGAAAUUGAUUUUGCUACCAUUCAUCUUUACCCAGACCAAUGGUUACAAGGCUCAGACGAGGCAGCCCAAGAUGCAUUUGUUGACAGAUGGGUCCAAGCUCAUGUCCUUGACUCAAAUGAUGUUUUAGGAAAGCCCAUUCUUUUAAGCGAGUUUGGAAAGUCUUCGAGGUCGUCUGGAUAUACUGUAGAUGAAAGGGAUCGUUACUUUGACAAACUAUACAAUGCUAUAUACAGUAGUGCUAGCAGUGGGGGCGCAUGUGCAGGUGGGCUUUUCUGGCAGCUCAUGACUCAAGGAAUGGAUGGCCUUAAAGAUGGCUAUGAAGUCAUCUUCGAUGAGAGUCCUUCAACUGCCAAUGUCAUCACUCAACAAUCUAUCAAGAUAUCUAAUCUCAAAUAG